AAGGUCUCAAGCCAAUUCCAUUUAAUAACCGUGAUGAAUCUAAAAUAGAAGACCGUUUAAAAUCACUUGAAAAAUUUUUAGAAGAACAUGUUAUAAAUGUUGAAUUAUUAAAAAAAAUAAGUAAGAAAGAUAAUGUUAAUUCGUUAAAUAACAAAUAA
This is a messenger RNA of Racocetra fulgida, 158 nucleotides long. Lineage: Eukaryota; Fungi; Glomeromycota; Glomeromycetes; Diversisporales; Gigasporaceae. The record is from the annotation of a GenBank genome assembly.